UUCGACUGUCGACUACUCACUAGACACUCCCAUUUAUUUUAGAUUGUUUUGGAGAAAAUGUAUAUAAAUAAACAAUAUUAAUGUAAAAUCAGCAUUUUUCAGGUUUAAUCAAAGUUUUUUCUAUUAAAGUGAUAAUGGAAAAAUACGAAGUAAUAGGAACCUUAGGCGAAGGAUCAUUUGGAAGAGUCUAUAAAGCUAAAGAGUUGUCUAGUAGUAAUUUUGUAGCAUUGAAAGUUAUUAGCAAGAGAGGCCGUUCAUCUAAAGAACUCAAAGGAUUUCGAAGAGAAUGUGAAAUCCAAAGAGAACUGCACCAUCCCAAUGUUAUACAGAUGCUGGAUUCCUUUGAAACGGAAAAUGAGAUUGUAGUGAUAACCGAAUUUGCACCAAAAGAGCUUACGGACGUUUUAAGUAAACAGGGGUAUCUAACUGAAGAUAAAGUUAAACAAAUUGUUUGGGAUUUAGUAUCAGCUCUGUAUUAUUUACAUUCUAAUAGAGUUUUGCAUAGGGACUUGAAACCUCAAAACAUAUUACUUGAUUUGAAAAAUAGGGCAAAACUAUGUGAUUUCGGCUUUGCAAGAAACAUGAGUACUGGAACUCAUGUUUUGACGUCAAUAAAAGGUACUCCUCUAUACAUGGCCCCUGAAUUAAUCGACGAACUUCCAUAUGAUUACAAUGCUGAUCUGUGGUCAUUGGGAUGUAUAAUUUAUGAAUUGCUUAUGGGCACUCCACCAUUUUGUACUAAUUCCAUACUACAUUUAAUCAGGAAAAUAAAGACUGAACAAAUAAAGUGGCCCACAUUUCUUUCUCCUGAGUGCACUUCGUUUUUAAAGGGACUAUUGCAAAAAAAUCCAUCCAAACGACUAACGUGGAAUCAAAUCCUCAACCAUUCCUUUGUAAAAGGCCAUAUUUUAAUAUCUAAGACCACAGGACCAAUGCCUCUGACGAUAUCUUUAAGUGCUAGUGCCCAAGAGGCCAAGGAGCAGCAAAGGAAAGACAGUAUUAAUAAUAAACAUACUAAUAAAGGAGCCAUUCCCAGAACGGCCAAGAAGAGUGUGGAAGUGCCGGAAAAUGAAAAGCACAGCAGGGAAAAAGUAAAAGAAGAGAAAGCGACAUUAAGUAAUAAUAAAAAUAAUAGUUUAGACACUGGGCAAAAUCCUACUGGAGCAAUCCCAAAAAAACCUUUAACAUCUCAAGAACAGAUCUCGUCAAAGGAAAAACCUUUGGAAGUAUUCACUGAAGGCAAAAGCCACAGAGACGAGAACGGAAAUGUAAACGAAGAAAUUAAGAAGUGUGACGAAGUAAAAGACGUCGGAAAAUGUUUAAAAGAAAAACUAAACUUUAUUGAAGACAGUCAUCCAAUAGAACCGGAGGAGUGGAUAGUAUUUUUACAAAAUUCCAUUAAAGAAGUAAUGAAUGGGGAAAUGUCAUCUCUGGUUCAGCCAAAUCUCACCAAUAUCAUAGUGUCACCUUUAAGAAAUACUUAUUCCAAUAGCAAAGUAUUAAGUUACGUAGCUAAGUUGCUUUCAAUAGCGUUUGUUGUUAAAGGCACUUCCAAAGAGACUAUCGAAAACAUCAAAAAGGUUUAUUUAGAAGUAAAACUCUUACCGAACUUAAUUUACGCAACAAAGCUGCUACUCAGAACCCGCAAGCAUUUAUCUUCUUCUGAAUCCUCCAACUCUUCAUCAGAGGGUGUAAUAGCUCCAUCAAGAAAUGAUUUUACCUGUAAAUCAUUAAAUGAGUUUGAUAGUGAUGAAUUGCAGGCCUUAGAGCAUAUUCUCAUGUUGGCUUGUCACUUGGUUCAUUUGGAGGACGAGUUUGUCAGCCAGUUCUGUGAUGCGGUUGUCGUUUUAAAUAUGUUUGGUUCCAUUAAUUUGCUACUAGGAUUGGUAAAACGAAAACCUAGAAUUCCAAUGGACAUUAUCUCAAUCCUAACGCAGAUAUUGAGGAACCUUCCGGAAAACGUCGAAAUAGUCGAAAAAAUAGCAUUACAUCAUACCGAUUCGGGCAGCGAACUCCACCUAGGUGAGUUCCUUCGAAACUCCGAUGCUUCCAUAAAAGAGCGGACUUGUCACUUCAUUCUGUUGAUGGGAAAAUACUUUUCCCACGAUACCUUGGAAAAAAUUUGGAGUUUGGAAAUUCAGGACACUUUGGAAGCGUUGAUGUUCGAUUCCGUUGAACAUGUGAGAAAUAUGGAGCUCCCCCACACUACGCUUUGGCAGUUCGAUAUUGGCUUAAUGAACACUUUCCAGGGAUGUGGAUUGGCAGGCGUGGUGCAAUUGAAUGACCCGACCACUAGAUUUUUGCCUUUGACCUGACAAAUGCUUGCCAAUGUUUGUUAGGAAUUUCAAAACCAACUUCAUUAUUGUCUCGCGAAUAACGGAGCACAUUUUGAGCACUUAAUAAAAUAAAUUCUAUGAACUGAUUAAA
Anthonomus grandis grandis is the source of this 2427-nucleotide messenger RNA. It is a transcript of the gene fu, whose product is annotated as serine/threonine-protein kinase fused. The record is from RefSeq and is a predicted model, not a curated record. The transcript has 10 exons. Gene Ontology annotation, molecular function: ATP binding; protein kinase activity. Lineage: Eukaryota; Metazoa; Arthropoda; Insecta; Coleoptera; Curculionidae. Gene Ontology annotation, biological process: protein phosphorylation. The coding region runs from base 135 to 2315 and encodes 726 amino acids. Gene Ontology annotation, cellular component: cytoplasm.